This is a messenger RNA of Chelonia mydas (Green sea turtle), 3261 nucleotides long. RefSeq names its product leucine rich repeat containing 8 VRAC subunit E. Bases 518 to 2911 code for a protein of 797 amino acids. The transcript is spliced from 3 exons. The record is from RefSeq and is a predicted model, not a curated record. Gene Ontology annotation, molecular function: protein binding. Lineage: Eukaryota; Metazoa; Chordata; Testudines; Cheloniidae.
AUUACCGUUCCUGUCACCUGACCAGCCCAAACCCUUUAGGAAAGGGAGGGCCGCUGCCCACCCGCACAAUCGGAGGCGGAGAGAGCAGAAGGGAUGCCCCUCAGGGUGCCUGGUGAGACUCUGGCAGCGAUGCAGGAGUUCUGGCUCCCAACACCCCCCACUCUCACCACUAGCUCCCACUCCCCUCGCGGAGCCGGGGAGGGACCCGUGAGUCUCGGGUCCCCGCUGUACGGGUCGCUGCCGCUUUGUGGCUGGUGCCGGUGGAGGCGCCGCGUGUUUGCUCUGCCCCGGGUCUCCGCCCUCCCCAAACCCAGCCCAGCGGCGGGGCUGGGCCGGAGCUCGUCAGGCAGGGUGAGUCACUCCCGCACCUGGGGGGGGUGCCCAGGAGCCGAGGCAGCAGGCAGCGCUGGAGGAGCCCGUCACCGCCGCGGGGGGCGCAGCGGAAUCACCCUGACUGCGCCCCGCUGAGGCCCGGGCAAGGCAGCCGGCUGGGCAGUGGGAACGGAGAGCUGACAGGAUGAUCCCUGUAGCUGAGUUCAAGCAGUUCACGGACCAGCAGCCAGCCUUCAAGGUGCUCAAGCCCUGGUGGGAUGUGCUGGCUGAAUACAUCACGGUGGCCAUGCUCAUGAUUGGGGUUUUUGGCUGCACCCUGCAGGUGACACAGGACAAAAUCAUCUGCCUCCCCAACCAUGUCCCUGCUGGUGCCUCACUCUCUGAAACAUGCCAGAAUUUCACCAGGAAGAGCCUCAAUGCCUCGGAGCCAGACACACCCCUGUCCUCCCGGGAGAUGAGCGGCCUGCGCAACAACCUGGACAUCCAGCAGUACAGCUUCAUCAACCAGAUGUGCUAUGAGACAGCCCUGCACUGGUACGCCAAGUACUUCCCCUACCUGGUGGUCAUCCACACCCUCAUCUUCAUGGUCUGUGCCAACUUCUGGUUCAAGUUUCCGGGCACCAGCUCUAAGAUUGAGCACUUCAUCUCCAUCCUUGGCAAGUGCUUUGACUCACCCUGGACUACCCGGGCCCUCUCUGAGGUCUCUGGGGAGAACCAAGAUGGGACGACCUCAAAGAAGGAAGACGGGCGGAGGAAGAGCAUCAAGGAUGAAAUACCCGAGUCCCACCCUGCUCUACAGCCCAUCCAGUCCAUCUCUGAGAAGAAGGUAGCAGAGACUCCUGCAGUCAGCCUGCUGGACAAGAAGGAAGGGGAGCAGGCCAAAGCUUUGUUUGAGAAGGUGAAGAAGUUCCGGCUGCACGUGGAGGAGGGAGACAUCCUCUAUACCAUGUACAUCCGACAGACUGUUCUCAAGGUCUUCAAGUUCCUGAUCAUCACAGCCUACAAUGCCGCCCUGGUGCAGAACAUCCACUUCAUUGUGCCCUGCAGCAUGGAGAUGGAGGACAUGACAGGCUACGACCACUUCUGCUGCAACCACACCAAGGCCCACCUCUUCUCCAAGCUGGCCAUCUGCUACAUCUGCUUCUUGGGCGUCUAUGGCCUCACCUGCCUAUACACGCUGUACUGGCUCUUUCACCGGCCCUUGAAGGAGUACUCCUUCCGCUACGUGCGAGAGGAGACGGGCAUCAGCGACAUCCCUGACGUCAAGAAUGAUUUUGCCUUCAUGCUUUAUCUGAUCGACGAGUAUGACUCCCUCUACUCCAAGCGCUUCGCUGUCUUCCUCUCCGAGGUCAGCGAAAGCAAGCUCAAGCAGCUCAACCUCAACCACGAAUGGACAGAGGAGAAGCUGCGGCAAAAGCUGCAGCGGAAUUCCCUGGGCCGCCUGGAGCUCCACCUCUUCAUGCUGUCCGGCUUGCCUGACACAGUCUUUGAGCUGUCUGAGGUGGAGGCCCUGAAACUGGAGAUGCUCAAGGAUGUGACCUUCCCACCGCUGGUGGCCCAGCUCGUCCGCCUCCAGGAGCUCUCCCUGCUGAACUGCCCCGUCAAGCUGCCAUUUGCCUCCCUGGUCUUCCUGCGGGACCACCUCAAGGUGAUGCAGGCCACCUUUGACGAGAUCAAAGAUGUGCCGCUGUGGGUCUACAGCCUCCGCGGGCUGGAGGAGCUCCACCUCUCUGGCCUCUUCAGCCAGGAACUGGGGAGGGCGUCCGGCUUGGAGAGCCUCCGGGAGCUGAGGAACCUCAAGGUGCUCUCGUUGCACAGCAACAUCUCCAAGGUGCCACCCAGCGUGACUGACAUCUCAACUCACCUGCAGCGCCUGUGCAUUCUCAACGACGGCACCAAGCUGGUGACCCUCAACAACCUCAAGAAGCUGGUCAACGUGCGGGAGCUGGAGCUGGUCAACUGCAACCUGGAGCGCAUCCCCCAUGCCGUCUUCAGCCUGGUCAGCCUGCAGGAACUGGACCUGAAAGACAACCAGCUACGCUCCAUCGAGGAGAUCCUCAGCUUCCAGCACUGCCGCAAGCUUGUCUGCCUUAAGCUCUGGAGCAACCACAUUGCCUAUAUCCCCGAGCACAUCCGGAAGCUCAAGGGCCUGGAGCAGCUCUACCUCAAUCGCAACAAAAUAGAGACCCUGCCCUCCCAGCUCUUCCUCUGCACCAAGCUCCGCUAUCUUGACCUCUCCAACAAUGGCAUCCAGGUUAUCCCCCCAGAGGUAGGUGUGCUCCAGAAUCUCCAGUACUUCGCCAUCUCCUCCAACUCAGUGGAGACCUUGCCCGAUGAGCUCUUCUUCUGCAAGAAGCUGAAGACUCUGAUGGUGGGACACAACAAGCUCUCCACCCUCUCCCACCGCCUGGGCAACCUCUCCUUGCUCAGCAAGCUGGAAUUGAAGGGGAACCGUCUGGAGGCCUUGCCGCUUCAGAUUGGGCGGUGCCCAGCACUCAAGCGCAGCGGCUUGGUGGUGGAGAGCACCCUCUAUGAGAUGCUGCCCGUGGACAUCCGGGAGAGGCUGGAGAGUGAAUGAGAAGAGGGGAUAGUCAGCAGCAGGGGCAGGCUCUUUGGCCACCUGCAGAAAGACUGUCACAGUGACUAGAGCUGGGAAGUGCCUUGUGUGCUCCUCUCCAGUGCAGGUGUUGCUCCCAGGCCAGAGCUGCAAAGGCACCUGGGAGAUCUCCCACCAAAAGUCUUACCAAAGAAUCAUCCCCCCGGCCAUGGCUAUGGAGGGGCUCAACAUUUCAUCCCAGUCGGACAGUGGGUGAUCCUGUAUGGCAGAGCUGCCACGUUGUAUCCUGGAUUGCCGGGGAGAAAUUACUCUAUUUAUACUUAUUUUUUUAGUGUUAUUAACAAGCAGCAUUUAUGGCUUUUAAAAAAGGA